Molecule: messenger RNA, 1851 nt
Organism: Symsagittifera roscoffensis
Lineage: Eukaryota; Metazoa; Xenacoelomorpha; Acoela; Convolutidae
Product: multiple epidermal growth factor-like domains protein 10
Exons: 8
Coding region: 760-1851 (363 amino acids)
Molecular function (GO): scavenger receptor activity
Source: RefSeq, a predicted model, not a curated record
UCCAUGGUGUGUAACCUGAGUCGCACGUUGAUUAUACCAAGACUUGAAUUGGUUUUAUUUGUGAUUAAUUUCAAAUUGGCACAAUUGAUAUUAAUAGAUGGUGAUAUUUAUUUCAUAGCUUUUCAGUGCAAACAGCAAAAACAUGUCAAGAGGUCGCAGCACAAAUUGACAUGUCUUCAUUUCAGUACGACCCAGUUGCACUUAUUAGCCCAUUAUUAUAACUUUUUAAUGAAAACACUAGCUUAUUACCAACCAAUGAACAUCGAGUAAUACCCUUUUUUGUCUCAGAAAGCCUCGCAAAAUUGAGAAGAAACGACAUUUGUUGCUGUCAUUUCUCAUGAAGAUAAAACCAACGAUUGUUUAUAAAUGGUAACCUCAACCACAGUAUUGAUCUAUUUAAUCUAGAUCAGCAAUAUACCGGAAACCUUAUUGGAUCUCUUAACAAAAAUAACAAUUAGACUAUGAUCGAUUUAUGUAGAAUUGACUUUGGGCUUCAUUAAAUAAAGUUUGAUGGCCAUUUUUGUUUUGAAAACAAAAGUAUAGUUUGAAUAAGUUACAAAUCUUUCAUUUGUGGAAGAUACAGAGGGCGAUCUUCAAAUUUAUUUGUCACCUAUAUAAAUUAUUAUUUGCAGUAUUGUUUACUGAAACAGUUAGUUGUUUUAGUUGUACCUAGUGAUUAUUAUAUUUUGCUUCAGAGCGUAAGUUUUCUGCAUCACUUAUUAAAAAAAAAGAAUAUUUUCAGCAUCUCAAAUUUACACAAUGAUGUUAAGAGUUACCCUUCUCGACUUGUCCUCCCUCUCAUUCUUCAUUAUUAUCUUCGGAAAGUCGGACGCCUCCUGUUUCAAAAACACUACACAGCCGUGCUGCAAUGGCUACUUCAUGAGUGAGGUUGACAACUUCUGCGUUGCAAGUUGUGACGACUUCGAGAACUGCACUGGAUACCAGAAAUGUAGAGAGGGGCGAUUUGAUGACUACACCGUAAACUACGCAGAAGCCGAACAGUUUAACAUAGAGUAUUGCGACGAGAUCACUGGAAAUUUCCACUGUGACGUCGGAUACUACACGAACGCCACGACUCUUAUCAAAGAGCAAGCCGUCUGCAAAGACUUCUGUCCCCCUGGCAAGACGGACAGCAGAAGUUGUUCGGCUCUCAGAGAAGAUUGCGCCGAAUUUUGUCAUAUUGAAAAUGUGGAUUCGAGUAAAGAUGAAAAUUGGUGCAAUUUGGAACAAAGAAGUUGUGUCUGUAAAAAAGGGUACAAACAACCAAACUGUGAAAAGUGUCCGCCAGACAAAACUGGUGACAACUGUUCCAGAGAUUGUAAAAUAGAGUGUGGCAAUGUUGCAGGUGCCACUUGCGACGGACCUACAUGCCUAUGUCCUCCAGGCUACCAAAAUCAAGCUAAUCAAUGCAGACAAUGCGACAAUGGAUUUUACGGCCAGGACUGUGCGGGAACCUGCAUCAGUUCUAGGGAGGAUGCAUGCUACGAAGCUCACAGUUUCAGUCGUCUUAGUCCCGAGAAAUGCGACAAAGUGACGGGGAGCUGCAUCUGUGUACCUGGAUUUGACCCCGCUGAGAACUGUCAGUCAGCGUGCAAAGAGUUCAUGUGGGGUGGAGGCGAGGACAAUUGCCAGUCCUGCUCAUGUAAAAACCUCAUGGAGUGCGACAGAAUUACGGGAGAAUGUCUGUGUGGUGAGUACUUAACUGGAACCCACUGUGAGACGACUAAAGGGGUUUGUCCGUCUGGGAUGUCGGGUGCCAAGUGUGACAUCAAGUGCAACUGUAGUCCGGGCGAGAACUGUACCCGCGAGGACCAGAACAAAAUGCCAGUUGCAUUCCGGAUGACAUCAUAG